Molecule: messenger RNA, 4516 nt
Organism: Drosophila grimshawi
Lineage: Eukaryota; Metazoa; Arthropoda; Insecta; Diptera; Drosophilidae
Gene: disco-r
Exons: 2
Coding region: 255-4211 (1318 amino acids)
Biological process (GO): regulation of DNA-templated transcription
Cellular component (GO): nucleus
Source: RefSeq, a predicted model, not a curated record
AUACACAUUCUCAUCCUCAUCAUCAGCAUCAGCAUCAGCAGCAUCAGGCGCUCAGCAAUCGAAAUCGGAGCACAGAUAGUGUCAGUGGUACUGCUGGUGCUGUUGCUGGAGCCGCUGCCACCGAUUAUCCGGCACUGCUGCUUGGCUACCGGUAUCCGCUGCCGCCAGGACAUGACCAUCGAUUGCACAUCGAGCAUCUUAGGCGCGCCGCCGCGGAACGAGGAGGUGUGAGGAGUCCCAGCAGCAGCAGUCCCAUGGUUAUGUCAACCAGUCGUCGCAGCUCGCCGCCGCUGCCAACGCGUCAUGCACUAAAUGCCAGCACUGGUGACCAGUCCCAGUCCCAGUCCCAUUCCCAAUCCCAAUCCCAAUCCCCGUCGCAGCAAACGCAGUCGCAGUGCAUUAGCGCCCACUUUCUGCACUUGCAGUCGCAGCUGCAUCAGAAGCUCUCUGGCAGCUACUUCCGCAAUCCGCCCUCACCGCCGGAUCGAGAACGGGAACGGGAACGGGAGCGUGAACGGGAGAGGGAGAGGGAGCGAAACAUUACGGGCGCGGGCUCAUCCCCACCAGCGUCGAGCAUGAGUACAGCGCAGCUGAAUCCGCUGAGCGACUUGCAAAAUAUGCAGCCCUUUGACUUUCGCAAAAUCAGCGCCUUUGCGGCGCCGCCCAAUGCCACCGAUUUUGUGCACCAUCAGCACCAGCAGGCGGUGCAUCUACAACAGCAGGCGGUGCAGCAGGCUGCUGUGCUGGCGCAGGCACGUCGUCGCAUUAAUGAGGCAACAACGGCUGGCGAGAAGAGCGCCGCUGUGGCAGCCGCUGCGGCAGCUGCCGCUGCUGCCGCCCAGAGCAAUCAGUUCUUCAGUGCGAUGGCCAUGGCUGGGCAUCCGCUACCAUAUCACUUGUCACUACCGCCGCCCCCACCGCCACCUCCACCACCGCCGCAGCAGCACCAGCAGCAGCAGCAACAACAACAGCAACAGCAGCAGCAGCAGCAGCAACAACAGCAGCAGCAGCAGCUAUCCAACAACAAUCAGGCAUCUGUGGCCAACAGCAGCGCAGCUGAACAUAGUCAUAACCAUGGACCGCACUCGCCGUCGAGUCAUGCUCAGGUGAACCACACAAGUCAUGGUCACAGUCACGGCCACAGUCACAGUCACAGUCACGGACAUAGUCACGGACAUAGUCACAGUCACAGUCACAGUCACGGCCAGUAUCACCAGCAUACGCACUCGCAUCCACACCACCUCAAGGCUGGGCCGCCCACAUCGCCAGAGGAUUCGAGUGUUAGUAAAUCACGUCACUUGUCCGCCGCUGCCGUUGUUGGUGACAACAAGUCAAACAGCAGCUGCUCCUCGUCGAGUGCCUCGGGCACACAGUCGGCGAGCAGUUCACAGCGGAUGACACGCCUGGCACUGGCCACCGGUUCGGGUUCGGGCUCCAGUUUGCGGGCGAGUCGUAAGUCGGGCCACUCACCGGGCGGUAAGCGGCAGUGGGGCUCGAUGCCGGCGAAUUUGGGCACACAGUUCAUCAAUCCGGUGACUGGCAAGAAGCGUGUCCAGUGCAAUGUCUGCCUGAAGACCUUCUGCGACAAGGGCGCCCUCAAGAUCCACUUUUCGGCGGUGCAUCUGCGCGAGAUGCACAAGUGCACCGUCGAUGGCUGCAGCAUGAUGUUCAGCUCGAGGCGAUCCCGUAAUCGCCACAGCGCCAAUCCCAAUCCCAAGCUGCAUUCGCCGCAUCUGCGCCGCAAGAUCUCGCCGCACGACGGACGCAGCGCUCAGCCGCAUCCGCUGCUGCUUCAGGCGCCCAACGGCAUUAUGGCCAGCCUUGGGCCCUUCGGCGGCAGUUUUCCGCUGCUGACGCCACCGCCGGACUUGCGUCAUCAUGCGCUGGGCGCCAUGGAACUAAAGCAUGGCGCUGGCCAGGAGUAUCUCCAGCGCUCCUACAUGGACAACAACAGUAUGCUGGGCCGAUACGAGGGUCAGCGUCGCAAGGCGACACUCGACCCAGGCGAUGAGGAUGAUGACGAUGAUGAAAUACUUGAGGUGGGCAUUCACAUGCCGGACGACGAUGAUGACGAUGACGAUGCGGAUGGCGAUGGUGAUGGUGAUGGCGAUGAUGAUGACGACGAUCCCGAUGGUGAUGGCAUUGUGGUUGUGGGCGAUGAACUGGACAGCAUACCCGACAAGGACAAGCACAGUCACGAUGAUUACAUACUGGACAAUGACAAUGACAAUGACAACGACAAUGAUAAUGACAAUGACAAUGACAACGAGAGCGACGAGCGCUCCACAUCAGCCAUCUCCAGUCACAGUCUCAGUCACAGUCUUAGUCACAGUCACAGCCUCAACCACAGUCAACAGCAACAGCAGCAACAGCAACAACAGCAACAACAGCAGUUCAGCCCCUGUCCAAGCAAAGCCGAGCCGGAUCCCUGCCCAGAUGCCGAUGAGCAGCACGAGGAUUCGCAGAGUCUAACGGAUUCGAGUCACGCUCACGGCCAGACGCCGGCGAGCAAGCGUAAGCGAAAGAGCCAAAAUCCUGUCCGCUGCACAGUGCAAUCCGAUGAGAAUUCGUGCGACAAUUCGUUGGAUAAUUACGAUGUGGCCGCCGAUUUGUCAAUCAAGAAGAUCAAGCUUGGCGACGAUACCGAAACGGAAGCAGACGAAACGGAUACGCCGCUGGCUGCCCAGCUGGGCGCAACAGCCAAAGAAGCCAAGGUGCUACCUAGCUCCAGUGAGUCCACAAAAGCAAUUCCCUCACCCCCACUAACGCCCUACACCAGCGAGGUGAAAUCGCUAAUUAAAACGGAGUUGGACGACGAGCAGGAAGAGAAUCGGAAUCGGAAUCUGAAUCUGAAUCGGAAUCUGAAUCGGAAUCUGAAUCGGGUGACAGGUGACCAUGAAACAAUGAUUGUUGCAUCCCAGACAGCCCAGCAUACCCAACCAGAUGCUGGCUCUGGCACACUGGAUCUAUCGCUGAACACGGCCAGCAGUUCGGCCAUAAAGCAGGAGCCGCUUGAUGAGCUGGCGCUGAGCUACGGCACCGAUACGGAUGAGAAUCGAUUUUUGCGCAUUAAGCAGGAGCUGCUCGGCCAGGAUGAGCUGCUCUAUGGUCGGCCUGGUGACGAGAAUUGCAUUGGCAGGAGCAACAAUAAUAAUAACAAUAUUUUGACUGAAAAUAUGAAGGGUGGAGACUUAAAUGGUAGCCUUAAAGCGGAGCCGGAGCCCGAGCCAGAAUUAGAGCACGAAACGGAGCCAGAACCGGAACCGGAACCGGAGCCAGAACCCGAACCAGAACCAGAACCAGAGGUGCCCAUUGACAAGGAGAAUCCAUUGAAAUGCACCGCCUGCGGCGACAUCUUUCAGAACCAUUUCCAUCUGAAGACCCACUACCAAAGCGUACAUCUGAAGCUGCACCACAAGUGCAACAUCGAUGGCUGCAACGCGGCGUUCCCAUCGAAGCGCAGCCGCGACCGCCACAGCUCCAAUCUCAAUUUGCAUCGCAAACUGUUGUCCACCAGUGACGAGCACAACAUACAGAUGCCGCCCGAUCCGCUGCUGGAGCUGAUCAGCAUCAACAACAGCAAAGCGUUUGCCGGUGGUAUUGGUGGUGGCGGUGGUGGUGGUGGUGGUGGUGGUCUUAGUGGUGCCACUGGAUCUGGUAGCCCCAUUUCUGCGGCUGGCUGCAUGCCCAGCAGCAUUCAGGCCGAGAUACUGGCACGCAUCUGUGCUGGCGCCCACGCUCACGGUCUGAACAUGCCGCUGUGCUUUGAGGCACUGCAGCAUCGGUUCGCAUCGGGUCAUGUGUCUGGUGGAUUCGGUGAUGUGAAUGCGAAUGCAAAUGCGUUUAUUGCGGCUACCGAUCCGCGCCUGCUGCUCAACCAUGGCGGCAAUCCGCUGCUCUUCCCCGGCCUGCCAAGACUACCGCGCUUCCCCCACUUGACGCCGCACAUGAUGACCGGCGCCCAAGUCCUCAGCCCGUUCUGUCGGCGCACGUCUUCCGAUUCAAACUCACAGCACUCGAUAACACCGCCGGUGAGCGCAAGGGGUUGCGAUGGUGGCUCGCUAAUGGGACUGCGGCCACGUUCCGGCUCCGGAUCCGGUUCACCCGAGUACGAGACGAACCGGCAUGGGCACACACAUAUGCACAUGCAGGCGGGCGGCGGAGAGGACGCGGAACGGAGCCAGCGGCAAUCACCCGACCGCAUAUCAUGACCAUGUACCUCGUACUAUGCCAAGGCGCUGGCAUUUUACCACUAAAAGGAUCGUCGUGGAUCGUCGUGGACAUCAAUUCAUUCAUGCAAUAUCAGGCUAAAACUAAGGACAUAAUUGCUCAUAAUACAUAAACAUAUAUCGGAGGACGAAGGACGAAGGACGAAGGAGGGAGGGCGGAUGGCGGAUGGCGGAUGGAUGAGUGGCAAAUUCGCUGCUGGCAACACUGCUGCUCAUUAUUAACAAUACUUUUACUAGGCUAAUAUCAAAUAUUUGAUGGAUCAUCUAGAUUUUUUUUUUAUAUAUAU